AUGCCUACAUUCAGCCACAUACGCAACCGCUACGGUACGCUGCCAAAGCUGCAUGCCAAGGGCGGUAGCUCACGCGGCGACCUCAGAGCCAACCAACCAAAGCCACGACAGUCAGAGGACACUCCCACGCCGACUGAACCUUGUCCCAUUUGCCUCGAGGUUGUUGGCUUGCCCGCCGUCGAUGGCUCUGUCGAGUCAUGGUCGAUUCUUCCAUGCGGUCACCGUUUCGGCAGUUACUGCGUAAAGGCCUGGCUUGGCACCGGCCCAAGUCCUUCCUGUCCUUAUUGCAAAAGCCCGAUGCUGCAUAGCUGUGGCCACCCGACUUUGCCCCGACGUACGCGCCCUCCAGUGUCAGACCCGACCGACAUUCAGAUAGGUGAUGACCGAGUUCCGGGCAGCCCAAAGCCUAGAGCGCCUGUUGUUGAGCAGGAAGCACCACACGUACAGGAAGUCGAUGAGGCCCUGCCCCUUGGCCAGGCCAAUGAGCCUCACAGCAUCGACAACGAGAGCGACAACAAGGCCAUCGACCGGAACAAUGCAGACGACAACCAGGAGGGUCAGGGGCCAGGCCAAGCGGAAGCAAAGAACGACGCUCGAGUUGCUGCUCAGCAUGUCCCGUCGUCUCCGGGUGGCAUCCAACGACCCCCUCCAGACGAACCCGGUCCGGACAACAACGACGAAGCGGACGUCGUGCAAGAGCCAGUGGCGGCACCAGAGGCAGAGAAUAUCGCACCACCCGCAAUUGUGGCUGCACCUCAGCAACAACAUGUACCAACACUCGCUGUCGAGGUUGCACCAGCUGAACCUGAUGCAGCACAACCAGCUCAGCAACCCGAAGCGCAGCCGACACCACCGGCUGCAGCCCCGGUUGUUGCACCGGACGAACCCUUCUCAUUGGUCGAGUUCGAUGACUAUGAUCUCAUGGUCCGGAUUAUCCGCAGGAGUCCAAAUCGGAUGCCAAUGUUCAUGACCAUGGCCUAUCCAGAGACUGUGAAUCUGGAAAUUCCGUGUGCCUUCUGUUACAUGGGAAUCGAAUAUAAUCGCCACCUUCUCAGGCUGAGGGUUCAUGACAUGGACCCUCGUGACCGCCCGAGUCGAAUUCCCGGCAAGAAACUCGUCGUCACGGGUGCGAAGCACUUGACGCACCACAGCCACACUGCGUAUCGCGCGAUCCGCGCGCAUAUCGGCAACAAUCGACACAGAUACGCACAGCCCACCGCGGACGAGAAACAGACAGUUGAUGCGUACGUGGAGGCGUGCAAAGAGGCACACGACAUGGACUUUGGGCCGUGGUGGGCACAACAACCACCAAAGUCCGAUCCAGCCAUGGAUGUGCCGCAAAACAACCCUAGUAUUUGGGGACAACACUAA
This is a messenger RNA of Sporothrix schenckii 1099-18, 1371 nucleotides long. RefSeq lists its product as uncharacterized. The transcript has a single exon. Lineage: Eukaryota; Fungi; Ascomycota; Sordariomycetes; Ophiostomatales; Ophiostomataceae. Gene Ontology annotation, molecular function: ubiquitin protein ligase activity. The record is from RefSeq and is a predicted model, not a curated record. Gene Ontology annotation, biological process: ubiquitin-dependent protein catabolic process. Bases 1 to 1371 code for a protein of 456 amino acids.